Geosmithia morbida is the source of this 138-nucleotide messenger RNA. RefSeq lists its product as uncharacterized. The coding region runs from base 1 to 138 and encodes 45 amino acids. The record is from RefSeq and is a predicted model, not a curated record. The transcript has 2 exons. Lineage: Eukaryota; Fungi; Ascomycota; Sordariomycetes; Hypocreales; Bionectriaceae.
AUGCCGUCCAUCAGGCCUCACCAUCGUCCCGCUGCAUGGAUCGCCCAAGCGCUAGGCCGCUGCCAUUCGUACGAGGAGUUCCUGGGGCCGAGAGUCGACUGUCUGUCUGGCUGGUUCUCUUGGCUCUCCAACUGUUGA